UUUCUUCCCAAAAACACUGUCAUAUCUCCUCUUCUUCAUUUCCCAAUCAUAAUUCUGCUUUUUCAGAUUUUUCUUUGAGGACUUUUCACAAACAUUUGAUGGACGCUUGUCUCUCGCACCACAAAAUCCCCAAUUUCUCCAUCUCUCCGAAGCCCUCGAUUGGCCAUUCUUUGUUACGACAGUCCACUCUCAAUUUCCGUACCUCUGGUUUCAGAAUCAGACCCUUGACGGUCAUCGCCAGCGCUGGCCCGAGCCACUGCCAGUUCAGCAACCUGAACUCGCCCCUGGAGCCGCGGACCCCGGCAGGGAAGGAUCUCAUCGGCGUUUUGCAGAAUCAUCCGCAGCUGUUUCACCUUGCCGUUGCCGAUGAACUCAAGCAGUUGUCUGAUGAUCGAGAUCACGCUCUCAAUCGGAUGGUCCUCACCGCAGGAUCCCCUGACGCCUGCCUUCACAGGAGGAUCGCUCAAAUGAAGGAGAAGGAAUGCCAGUUUGCAGUUGAGGAUAUCAUGUAUCUGUUAGUCUUCUACAAAUUUUCUGAGAUCAAAGUUCCUUUGGUUCCAAAACUUUCCCAAUGCAUAUACAAUGGAAGACUGGAGAUAAGGCCUUCAAAAGACUGGGAGCUUGAAUCAAUCUACAGCUUUGAUGUUUUGCAGAUUAUAAGGGAUCAUGUUGCUGCAGUCAUUGGAUUGAGAGCAAACUCUAGUGUCACAGACAACUGGGCAAUCACAACAAUUGCUAGAUCUGCACUUCGCCGAAAAUAUGUGUCCUCCAUCUUAUAUGGCUACUUCUUGAAGUCUGCUCUAUUGAGGCUCCAAUUAGAGCAAUGUGUGGCUUUAGACAGCCAAGAUCUUCCCCCAAGGCAGAGGGCCUCUAUUCAGCACCAUGGAAUAAAAAGUCUUCUGUUUUAUCGCAUCAGCAGCAUGAGAUCCGAGUCACAGAGUCUAGGGUUAACCAGUCAGGAGAAGCAGCCUGUUGAUGAUUUGAAGUGUUACGUGAUGGGUUUCGAUCCUGAGACAUUACAGAGAUGUGCAAAAUUGAAGUCUAAGGAGGCCACAAAUUUGAUUGAAAAUCACAGUCGUGCUCUUUUUGGGGAUGAGAAAACUGGCUCACUCGAGGCUGACGAGGUUAUCUUGACCUCAUUUUCGAGCCUGAAGAGGCUGGUGUUAGAGGCUGUUGCUUUUGGAUCGUUUCUUUGGGACACAGAGGAAUGCAUCAACACUGUCUAUAAGCUAAACGAGAACUGACUGGUGGAAAGAAGAGCCUUUUUUGUACAAAACCCGAGCCAUGACCGUGAGAUGCUUUGAGGAGCUCACUUGUGUAAAUAGAACGAUCCUCGCCAUGCUUGGACUCUGCGUUGAAGGAGAGCUUUCGCAGAUUUACCCUUGUACAGAGUAUUUUAGUAUAUAGUUUUUAAAGCAUAAUGUGCCCAAGACUAAGAGUAAGAGGCACCAGCUCAGUGUGUGGUUCUAAACUCAUUAUCCUGCCAAUGUGAAUUCUAUUCUCUUCACCACUUUGCUUGUAUGGCUAAUUACAAAGGGUUCUUAGUAGGAGCUGGUGAUGUGUUUAAUUAAGAUCCUUGACUGAGGGUUGGCUUAAGCUUUUUUCCCUAAUCAAUAAGAGAAAUCAGAUCUGUGUUUUUGGUGCA
Humulus lupulus (European hop) is the source of this 1645-nucleotide messenger RNA. Its product is annotated as UV-B-induced protein At3g17800, chloroplastic. NCBI's taxonomy places the organism in Eukaryota, Viridiplantae, Streptophyta, Magnoliopsida, Rosales, Cannabaceae. The transcript has 2 exons. The record is from RefSeq and is a predicted model, not a curated record. The coding region runs from base 99 to 1244 and encodes 381 amino acids.